GUGUCCGCGGGUCUGUCCGUCUCCUCCCCACGGGCGGGUUGGCGUGAAGGGGGUGCUAGGGCCUGGUCUGGGUGCGGGGGUGGUCGGUUUCUCCGGGCUUCCUCGUGAGCCGAGUGGGGGCAGCGCUGUCCCGGGCAUCCCCACGGGGCUCAGCCGGGGGGCGUGGGAUCCCCGCACGCAGGUGCCGUCCGGCGGGGAGGGGGCGCGGGGCCCGCCUGUGGGCACAAGGGUCCGCGCCCGGCGGGGUCCCCAAACCGCCCGUGGGUACGUCACGCGCCUCCCUGCGCGGCGCUGCGGGUCUGGCGGUCGGCGGCGGGGCCCGCCCCGGUUCGGGUCACGGGGCCCUUUGCACCGCGUAACCAGCGGCACAAACCCGCCCGGUUCGCCGCCGCUCUGGUGCGGGUAACGUGUUUUUCGUGCAGGCUGGACGGUCCCCGGGUGAGGCACGCGCUGCUGGGCCGGCCGGGGUCCCAAAGCGGGACCCUGUGCCUGGAUGGCUCGGGGCCGCACCCGCUUCCCGCCGCGGGCGGGCCAGGGUGCCUUUGGCUGCGCGGACGGGGCGUUCCCUGGGCGCCCGGGCAUCGCCCGAACCCCCGGACUGGACGUGGGGUGGCCUGGCGGGGUGCCCGGGGGUUCCCCCGUCACCGCCCUAAUCACGGCCGAGAGGUGCAGCUGGUUCCCAGCAGGGCUGGGGGGUAUCGUGCCCCCUGGGCUGCUGGGGGCAACGGGGCUGGGACUGGAAGCGCUGCAGAGGUUCUUCAGCUCCCGCAGACAGGAACAGCCUUUCUGCAGGAGCUUCUGCUGAGGUGGAGGAAAAUGGAGGGUUUUGUGGUCCCCCUUCCAUCUGCGAGCCCUCCCCGUCCGUGUGCCUGAACCUUCCGUCUGAGCCGCUGGGUUUUUGGAGGAGCCCACGAGUGACCGUGGGCAGAGGCGGCGCUGGCUGCUGGCCGUGAUGUUUCCCGACCGCGGGAGAUGCCGUCGCUGUGCUCCGGCAGCUCCGCGGGGUUCUGCCGUGUGCCGGUACGACGGCCGCUCGCUCGCAGGGCUGCCGGCGUCGGGGCAGCCACGGCUCGGGGGAGCCAGGUGACGCUGGGGCCGCUCCCGCCUCCGCUGUUCCCAUUCUACACCGCAGUGCGAUGAGGUGGUGGAGCUUUACCGGAGACGUGGGCAGUGUUUGUGGUGAAGUGAAACACGCGGAAGGACGGCCCAGCCUUGGACACAAGGACUUUGCUUCGUGGAAGUCCCUGAAGGAUGAGGGACACCCCCGGGCGCCCAAGGUUUUGGGACCGACGCACAGGCGUGGCUGUGCUGACGCCUGGGGAAGGCUCAUCGGGGCGCCCGGAUGAGGAGCACGGCCCCGAAGCGGCGAGCACCAGGGGACACUGGCCACGGAGGACGUGCCGGGUGAGGUCCAGCUCCUGGCUGCUCCAGGUCAGUUGUGGCUCUGGCUUCUGGUCCAGCUUAUGGACAGCUCCAGCUCAUGGAUGGCUUGGGCUUGUCUCAGCUCCUGUUCGUUGUGGCUCCAGCUCACCUGCAGCUUCAGGUCCAGCUCCAGGCAGCUCUAGUUCGGGCUUGGCUGCAGCUCCUGUUCAUCUCCAAGUGCAGUUGAAUCUCCAGCUCGCUUUGCUGCUUCGGGCUCCAGCUUGUUCCCACCUCCAGCUUGGGGGCUGCUCUAGGCAGCAGGGAUGGGUGGACGGACAGACGGACGCCGAGACCCGUGUGGGGUGCGGAGCCCCAAGAAGAAGCCGAGCUGCCUGCGCUGCCGCCCGCCCUGCGCGCGACCCCGCUCCUGGCUGGGGACAGCCCCGCCUGCGCCCGCCCGGAGAUGCUGCCCGGACCGCGCGGCUCCAGGUCCAGCUCGUGGCUGCUCCAGGUCACUUUUGGCUCUGGUUUCAGGUCCAGCUUCACGGACAGCGACAGCUGCAGCUCAUGGAUGGCUCGGACCUGUUUCAGCCCCUGUUCACUGUCACUCCAGCUCCAGGCCCAGGUGCAGCUAUGGACAGCUCAGACUCAUUUCAGCUCCUCUUCAUGUGGCUCCAGCUUAUUCUCACUUCAUUGGAAAGAAGAAGAACAAGCCCCAGUGUGUUUCAGACUCCAGUUUGGACUCAUCUCCUGUGCUUCCAGUUCCUGUUGUGCUUCAUCUCCAGUUGGUUUCUGGUUCCAGUUCCAUUUUGGCUCCAGCUUGUGCUUGCUCAACUGCUCCUGGCUUUUUGCCAAGGUCAUCAAUCAAUCACUGUCAGAAGUUCUCUAUGA
Messenger RNA from Phalacrocorax carbo (great cormorant), 2253 nucleotides. The record is from RefSeq and is a predicted model, not a curated record. NCBI's taxonomy places the organism in Eukaryota, Metazoa, Chordata, Aves, Suliformes, Phalacrocoracidae.